AUGGGAAAAGAAACGUCACCUCGUGAUUUGGAAGAGACUCUUCCUCUCCUCGAAGAUUCUCGUAUCAACAGUACUGACAGAUCCGGCCAGCCACCUCAGCUAUCCGACGAGAAGAAGCGCGAACAUACAAUCUUGAUCAUCCUUAUUCUCUCAAUUCUAUCUCUGGGCGUCGUACUCGCUUUUCUAAGUCACCGCUACCCGUUCCUCGACCCAUACGCCGAACUUUGCGUUCUCUACGGUCUCAGCCUAGUUCCUCGCGAAGUAGCUGCUCAGAAUACGAACAACAAAAACGUCCUCCUCAUACAAUUCAUUAUGAUAAUCCUGUUCAAGAUCAACCUCGACGGGCCUAAGUCUCCUUGGAACGAUCACGGAAGGAUGGACCCAAUUGUGCUCCACAAGGUUGAGCAGCAACGACUCGCGCUUGAGGAAAAUAUUGCAAAGCUCCGGAAGUCCUUGCGCCACUGGCAAAAUCUCGAACUCGACUAUGAAGGACUACGUGAAGAAUUCGAUCUGCUGCCCGUCGAUGCGUCCAAGGAUGAUUGCCUCCGUGUGGCGAAGGAUUUCGGAUCAGUUGCUGUUGGAGAGAAGGAUCUACUGGAGCUGAUAACCGAGAAGAAUUCCACAGCCCGCACGCCGAAACAAGUGGCUGGCCUUCUGUCGAAUCGGGUUGACUACGUGACUAGAAAUGCUGACAGCAUACGGAAGCAAAUUACAGCGGAACAGAAAAAGCUGAAUGCCCUCUUGCUUGUCGAAGAACCAGAAACGCGAGAAGAUGCCAUCCUGCCCCUUUCAGAAAUCACUGAAAUACUCGACGAAGACGGCAAUGUGAUCUCGAGCAAAGUCGAUCGCCCAGCUUCUGGUGCGGCCGGCUUAGCUGAGGCAUUAGGCAAAGCUGGUGUGGAAGGAUUCAAACCCGACAACAACAGCGCAGAUGUAUCAGAAGAUCUAGCCAGCACGAAAGCCACAGUCGCGACCAGCUCCAGAGCUUCUGACACAACGUCCCGGCUGGUAGAAGCCAGCAGUUCAGAUGAUGACGACUCCGAAAUCGAAGAAGUCAUUGACAGGUCGAAUUUACCGGUUCGAAGCGGCGAGAACCCUAUAGCCGUCCAAUUUCGAGACACCGAAGAAGAGGCGCAGAUUAGAAGGGAAAUGCUGGAAUAUGGUCUAGAUGAAGUCGGUGCCAUCGUCGCCGAACUCGACAUGCAAGAAGGCGACACCGAUGUGUCCUACGACGAAGAUGACGACAACCUUGUCAUGGACUCCGACUUCGACGAUGACGAAGAUGACGACGACGACGAGUCCGAAGACGAGCACGGCCGUGUAAAACAUCCUGUCAUCUCCGAGAAGUACAAGCAGAAAAUGCAAGAGCUGGAGAAGCGGCUCGGUCUUACUGACCUCAAGAACCUCGGACCAACGCCAGCACUACCACCUGACGUACAAAACGCGCUCGAUAGGCCCUCGCCCGCGGAAGCUGCACGCAAAGCAGCCAUCGCUCGAGAUGAGGCAGCGCCAAAGCAACUACCACUGCGAAAGAAGCCAAGAAAGAGUGUCGCCUUCGCCGAUGAUCUCGACAUAGCCAAAGAACGGCCAGUAGAACACAAGGCUGCAGAGAAAACACCAACAGCUACAGUCAACCCAAUCGGCGAGACAGUCUUGGAACGUGAUGUCGAUCAAGAGAACGACCCGGCGCCUCCACCUCCAGCACCAUCAACCAGCAAGCCAGCGUCUCGCUUCAAAGCCUCCCGGCGCACAGCGACCGGCACCGCGACUGCGGCAGAGCAGCAGCCGAGCGCCAGUAGCAGACAGUAUACUCACGAAGCCGAAUACGACCCCCAAGCAGACGCCGAUCGUCCCCUGGUAGCACCCACAGUCCUCGAACGACCGACUUCGCUCACUUCUGCCCCACCCGAUCACGAUGCCAUCGAUGACGAAAUGCACCGCCGCCAGAUCGCCUUAGAGUACCACAAGAUGCGCAAUCAGAAGAUCCACGAGCAAGGCGGGUUCGUACGAGACCAGUGGGACAGUGACGGAUACAUCGAGCAGGAUGAAGAUGACGAGUUGAUGGGUGGAAACGUGCUGGUGAACGAAGAGACGGGAGAGGUCAAGAGAGUCAGUCGUUUCAAGGCUGCGAGGUUGCGAGGGUGA
Molecule: messenger RNA, 2145 nt
Organism: Cyphellophora attinorum
Lineage: Eukaryota; Fungi; Ascomycota; Eurotiomycetes; Chaetothyriales; Cyphellophoraceae
Exons: 2
Coding region: 1-2145 (714 amino acids)
Biological process (GO): negative regulation of transcription by RNA polymerase II; negative regulation of phosphatase activity
Molecular function (GO): phosphatase inhibitor activity; chromatin binding; transcription corepressor activity
Source: RefSeq, a predicted model, not a curated record